GCGGGUAUUACGAGGAUUAGUUUCGGCCUAAGUAAGGAAAUCGUCGCCCUAAGUAUAAUAAAAAUAAAAACGUACUUUAGAAUAAUAACUUUUUAUAUUUUACCUAUUAAUACCCUAUUUCUCUUAUAUUUGAAAAACAUAGAUCGAUUAGGUAUUAUAUUUAAUAAUACGAAGAAUAGAAUCUCUAGUAGUAAGUAUUUUGAAAUAAUUGAACGACGAUGGGGGUAUAUAUUUAUAAAGCUUAUUAAUAAUACGAAGUUAAUUAAUUACUUAAUAGAAAGUAAGCUUAGAAAACUAUACUAA
Colletotrichum lupini is the source of this 303-nucleotide messenger RNA. RefSeq lists its product as uncharacterized. Lineage: Eukaryota; Fungi; Ascomycota; Sordariomycetes; Glomerellales; Glomerellaceae. The record is from RefSeq and is a predicted model, not a curated record. The annotation marks the transcript as partial. The transcript has a single exon.